AUGCGAACGUUUCUUACUCCUUCCCAAGCUGACGGCGACUAUUUGUGCUGCGAAUGUGAAACUAAUCGUACAGAUUUGUGGUUCAUUGAGCCGGGAAAUAUUAAAAGCAUGAAACUGCAGAUAGAUUCGGAUAUUAAGAAAUUAAAUUAUAGGAAUACUUCAUUCACCGUGAAGCAAAUUGACGAGACGAAGGUUGUGCGCGUUCUCGCCCUGCUUCCGAGCGUGAGGACAAUCAGGACGACCUCCUUCCUCAUGGCCCUGCAGAGGAUCGCCCCUGCAAUCGAUCUCGCCGUACAAAAUGUCAACACCGGAGUGCUCCCUCCCUACUACCAAAUUGUAUUUAAAAAUGUACGGAUCGGAUUUGUCAGCAGUUUGUUGAAGCGUUUGAAGACGGGCGGGUUGUUUGCAAAUAAAAGUAAAAAAGAUCUGAAAAGUUUGUUCAAACUGGAAGUCGUGUACCGCGAUGAUGGCUGCCAGGGCGCCAAAUCUCUCAACCAUGCCGUUGAAUUCUACAAAUACGAUCCUGUUAACGCUAUAAUAGGACCAGCCUGUGAUUAUGCAGUAGCUUCAGUUGCCCGCCAGUGCGUUUUUUGGAAUCUCCCUGUUUUGACUGGAAGUGGAUUGGCCAAAGAUUUUGGAGUCUCAAGAUUGACGGAGUAUUCCACUUUAACGAGAUUGGGUCCAAGAAUUGACGAAAUAGCUUCAAUAGUCCUGUCAAUAAUUAGAUAUUACAAUUGGAACAAAGUGGCAGUUGUUUAUGAACUCGUCGGAUUUCCCGAUAUAACUGACAAAUUUUGUCACUUUGCUGCUGCCGGCAUCAAGCAGCUGAUAACCUCGAGUGAGGUGGUCAACCAUUCUUCGUCUCCAAACCACCGCCAUCACGACGCGGGCUCUCACAAGCAGACGUCUAAAGACUCCGAAUCGAAAGGAGGAAUUCAAUAUAACCAUUAUGACAUAGCAAAUAUUCACAAAUUUUUCAAGCACGAUUUACCGUUUAUUGGAAGCAAAUACGGAAUCGUGGUAUUCAGAGUAAACAUUUAA
Molecule: messenger RNA, 1041 nt
Organism: Helobdella robusta
Lineage: Eukaryota; Metazoa; Annelida; Clitellata; Rhynchobdellida; Glossiphoniidae
Exons: 5
Coding region: 1-1041 (346 amino acids)
Source: RefSeq, a predicted model, not a curated record